This is a messenger RNA of Lepisosteus oculatus (spotted gar), 4171 nucleotides long. RefSeq names its product zinc finger, ZZ-type containing 3 (gene zzz3). The record is from RefSeq and is a predicted model, not a curated record. NCBI's taxonomy places the organism in Eukaryota, Metazoa, Chordata, Actinopteri, Semionotiformes, Lepisosteidae. Gene Ontology annotation, molecular function: zinc ion binding.
CCGAGCGCGGCGGGAUUGUGGGAUUCGGCAGCGAGCCGCGCGCACGGAGCCAGGGGACAGCCAACAUGGCGGCGGCCGCGAGCGCAGCGAGCCCCUUGCGGAAGUGAGUUACAGAAGUGUGAUUAAAGAAGAGAGAAAUGCAUUUUAUGGCCAAGAGACAAAGCUCAGUCAGGUGUAUCAGUGUGAACCCUGAAGAAAGUCUGGGAGCACGAGGUGCAAUUCAAGCGAUGCUGUGGAGAGGACCAUGAUGAGGAGAUUCUAGGGAUUUGCCAUAGUAUGGCUGCUUCUCGAUCCACGCGUGUUACAAGAUCAUCAGUGGGGAUUAAUGGAUUGGAUGACAACUUUUGUGGUCGCACCCUAAGAAACCGUAGCAUUGCCCACCCGGAGGAUUCCUCGCCCAACCCUCCGCAGAGAGCCCGGUCUCCUAAGAAGAAGCAGGACUGCCAGCAGCCGCCCUCCAAGGGGAAUACCUCCAGCAGACUAGCCGACUCGAAACAGCCCCAGGGUUCUAGAGAAUCAUGGAUGAGCCCCAGGAAGAGGGGGCUCUCCUCCUCUGAGAAAGACUCGAACCCCGACAAAGCGGACAACUGCGACCGGAGGCCUUCGAGGGAGGUGUCUCCCGUCCUCAAGCGCAUCAAACGCUGCCCGCGCUCCGGGGAUGCCCCCAGCUCGGAAGAAGACUCUCCGGUCAAGGCCGAGAAACCCGCGGGCGAUCCCAAGGAGGCGGAAGGCGACGCGGACUCGCCCGGCCCGAAACGAGCCCGGCGCUGUCUUCUGCUGGACGAUUACGACAAAGGGGAGAUCAAAAAGGUCGACAGCCCCGCGGGCAAAAACAGCCAGCCUGGGCUUUCCGACGAGGCCGGCCAGGUAACCAAUGGGCUUGACGAACAAGACUUGGACGCCGGUAAAAACUGCCCGGAAGACGCCUCCAAACCGCACCGCGCGGGCUCCUGCGAACCCGCCCAGGAUGUCGGUGCCGUCCCUGCCAGCGCGCGGAACAAGUCUUUGUCGCUGCUGAAUGGCGGCAAGGCGGACUCUGCCCUAGACCCCGACGAUGUGCCUUGUACAAACUCGCAUUCCGAGCAGGCGGAGCCCAGCGCCCCCACAGCUCCCGCACCAACCGAGGGCGGCGGCGGCGGCGGCGGCUCGGCCAGGGAGUGUGGCGCGGAAAAUACCAAUGGUGGCCUAUGUGCUGUACAGGACAACAAACCAACCUCAGGAGAACCCGAGCCGCCGGUAGGGCUGGACGGCAGCCCCGCUGAGGCGGCCUCUUUCACGGAACCUCAAGAACACAGAUACACACUGAGAACCUCGCCGAGGAGGGCCGCCUGCAGCCGGGGCAGCCCUCACAAGCUGAACUCUCCCUCCAGGGACAGCGGGCCGGCGAAGGAGGAAGACAGGGAGGGCAGCGAGAGCCGGACCCUGCCGUCCGGCGAGGCCGCGUCGGACAGCGAGCCCGGCGCGAGACCGGACCCGGCCCCCUGCGACGGCCCCCCUGGCGAGCACGGGGACGGGACGGUUAAGUUAACGGGAGAGUCAGGGUUGUCAGACAGCAGGCUCUCGAGAUCCGCCAAAGAGUUGGUGAGCAGCCACGCCACAGAGGAAGACGAGGAUGAGGAAGAUCCCGAUGUCUAUUAUUUUGAAUCGGAUCAUUUGGCUUUGAAACACAGCAAAGAUUACCAGAGGUUGCUUCAGACCAUUGCUGUGCUGGAGGCUCAGCGCACUCAAGCUAUCCUGGACCUGGAGUGUCUGGCCCGGCGCCAGAAAGAGGCCCUCAGUAACCCUAUUGGGUUUGUAGAGCAGCUCCAGAAGCAGGUGAGUGUCGGCUUGCCUUGCCCACAGCGCGUCGUCCAGCUGCCCGAGAUCGCCUGGGACCAGUACACCUCUGGCCUCGGAGACUUUCAGAAGGAGUUCCGCAACAAAAAACGCAACACUAGGAGGCUGAAGCUCAUAUUUGACAAAGUGGGGUUGCCUGCCCGACCAAAAAGUCCUCUGGAUUCCAAAAAGGAAGCAGAGUCCUCUGCUUUGUACUCGGCUUUGCCUUCCAGCGACGGCCCAGACCUGGCAUCGGGCAGCAGGACGCAGCAGAUGAUAAGAGGGAGGGUCUGUGAUCAGAGUAAACCUGACACCUUCAACCAGCUCUGGACAGUGGAAGAACAGAAAAAGCUGGAGCAGCUCCUCUUGAAAUUUCCUCCUGAAGAAGUUGAGUCUAAACGGUGGCAGAAAAUAGCAGAUGAACUCGGUAACAGAACAGCAAAGCAGGUAGCCAGCAGGGUACAGAAGUACUUUAUAAAACUGACAAAAGCUGGGAUUCCAGUACCAGGAAGGACUCCCAAUCUCUGCAUGUAUAGCAAAAAGGCGUCCAACAAGAGGCAGCACCAUCUGAACAAGCACCUGUACAGACCCUCCACCUUCAUGACCUCCUACGAGCCACCUGUGUACAUGGACGACGACGACGACAGGUCCAGCUUUUACAGCAACCUCCAGGACCCGGCGGCUGAGGAGUCUGAUGAGGAAAGCAUCCCGGUGGAGUACAGACAUUUGCCGGAGUACAAAGAGUUGAUGCAGCUGAAGAAGUUGAAGAAACAGAAACUCCAUGAAAUGUGUACUGAAAACUCUUUGGUGCAACAUAUUGGAUUUAAGUGUGACAACUGUGGGGUGGAGCCCAUUCAGGGAGUUCGGUGGCACUGUCAGGACUGUUCGCCGGAGAACGCCAUCGAUUUCUGCACCAGCUGUUCGGACUGCUUACUGAAGACGGAGACCCAUAAGCCUGACCACGCCCUGGAGGCCAUUUACCGAGCGGAGACGUUUCUAGACAGAGACUACUGCAUGCCGCACAGCACAGGCUACAACUACCUUGAUCCCAACUACUUCCCCGCCAACAGAUGACAGGGGCAAAGCCAGCGGUCCGAAGGCUCGACGUCCUUUAUUAACGGUUUGCCAAUGGCUCCAUUGUCGACGUUCCGCGCUUGGAUUGGAAACCGGACGGUGGCGCCCUCCCCCGCGCGGGUCGAAAACCGGGUAGGACAGCUUCCACGGGCGUGUCACGGCCAAACCUCUGUGCGGCCGUCCCAGCGGUCACAGGUCUUUAAAAAACGGCACGGCGUCGAAAGACGCAGCGACAUUCCUUACCGGGCCGGCUAAAAGAGGCGCCCCCAGGGGCUCUCGUUUUAGGCGAUUCCGUUGGACCUCCACAUGGUCAGCUGACGGACUCGAGGGCGUAGAUGAGCUCGCUGUCUAGUUAACCCUCUGACAACACAAACGUUUCUCUGACAAGGAGCCUCAGUCUCUCUAUCAUAACAAAAGGUAACAUGAUAUAGCUAGGUGUCUGUAGAUAAGUAUUUAUAAAUGAAUCAGUGAGGUAUCUUGCCAUUUUGUCCUGAGUUAGAUUUGGAACAGGGACGGACAUUUUGAUUCAUACUAGGUUUUUAACCAAUCACAGUGUUUGCUAAUCCAAUAAUGUUCUUAAAACAUGUCUGUGGACCCUGCAGUUGUCAACAGCGUGGUCCCCUUUUCACUAAAAGCUGCUUUAUCACGUCUUUUGGUUAUUUUGUUCUUUUUUUGAUAUCGAAACUUCACUAAACUCAUUUGCUUACCAACACAGAAGCACUACACCAACAGAAGACGAGCGAAGAGUGGCACGCAACACAGUGCUGCUCUUAGUUUCCCCAGAUUCAGAAGGUAGAGAUGUCAUCCAGUCAUUUUAAAAAAAAAAAAUAUGUACUGUUGUAAACAUGUGGUGUGUACAUUAUAUGGUGAAAAAGAAGUAGCCAGUGGUAGUAACUGUGUAACAUUUCUUGGAGUUUCCACCUAUCAGCUGAAUGAAUUACACAGCCUUUCUGCCUCUGCAGUGCGAGUUGACAUUGCAAAUCGUCGAUGAAACUGGCUAAUCAUGUAUGUAGAUUCCCUAACUUUGCAGUCUGCACAAGGUCCAUAAAAGAUUGUAUUUUUAUUAUCUAUUUAAAGAAAAAAAAAAAGGGUUAGUCACCGCAGUGAGCAGAGGUUCACCUGCAUUCUUUUAUACAAGUAGAUUUUGUUGUGCUUCAAUUAGACCAUUUUGUAAGGGUUUUUUUUCCUGCUUCAGUAUCUGUGUAUACAGUAUGUUCUUAAAUAAUGUAAAAUUGUCAGGAGAACUGUGGAAAUAAAACUAUGUGGAAAUAGUCUUUCUAUA